Messenger RNA from Cariama cristata (Red-legged seriema), 1138 nucleotides. RefSeq names its product GPALPP motifs containing 1 (gene GPALPP1). Bases 1 to 1023 code for a protein of 340 amino acids. Lineage: Eukaryota; Metazoa; Chordata; Aves; Cariamiformes; Cariamidae. The transcript has 7 exons. The record is from RefSeq and is a predicted model, not a curated record.
AUGGAUCAUACUUAUUUGAAAUGUUUAAUAAGUAUCCCAAAUAACUGUGGAUGUUCAGUUGCAGGACCAGCACUGCCUCCAGGUUAUAAAAGCAGCUGUAACUCAGAAACUCCUGACAGUGAUGACUCAGAAUCUCUUCCUCUACCCAGAGAUGCAAACGGAGAUUCUGAAGAGGAGACAGAAGGAGAUCCAGCACCCAAAAAGCCAAAAAGAGUUCAGGAAGAUGAUGAUGAUGAUGGCUUUUUUGGGCCUGCUCUUCCUCCUGGGUUUAAAAAACAGGAUGAUUCUCCAGAGAGGCCCAUUAUAGGUCCUGCAUUACCACCUGGCUUUAGGAAACCUUCGCAGGACGCCAGGAAUAGCAGAUGUUCCAUAGGACCGUCUGUUUCAUUAGAAUACUGUACCCAGGUAACAGAUAGUAGCGAGGAAGAAGACAAUCUUAUAGGCCCAAUGCCUGCAAAAGGACCCAUGGAGUCUGAUGUGACUAAAGAAUUUGAAUGGAGAGCUCAGAGAAUGAAGGAAAAACUUACUUCAGCAGACAGCGAUGAACCCAAGCAAGUUACCAGGGAAUCGUGGAUGACAGAGCUUCCACCUGAAUUGAAAAGCUUUGGAUUUGGCCCAAGAACAUUCAAGAGAAGAGCUGAUGACAAAUCAGGCGAUAGAUCUAUUUGGACAGAUACUCCAGCUGACAGAGAGAGAAAAGCCAAGGAAAGAGAAGAGGCAAAAAAGUCAACCAGUAAGGAUAGUGAAGAAAUUGUACUAUCUGGGAGAGACAAGAGACUUGUUGAGCAGGUGACUUCAUACAAUGAGUCUAAGAGAUCAGAAUCUCUCAUGGACAUACAUCAGAAAAAGCUAAAGAGCAGAGCAUCCGAAGAAAAGAACAAACCUCAAGAAAGAAGGCCAUUUGACCGAGACCAGGAUCUCAAAGUCAAUCGAUUUGACGAAGCACAAAAGAAAGCUCUUAUAAGAAAAUCCAGAGAUCUGAAUACUAAAUUUGAGCACAGUAAAGGCAAUAUGUUUUUAUAACAUAAAAGCAUGAAGCUUUUUUGAAGUGAAGUCAAUUAAACUUUGGAUACUUAAUUUUUUUAAGUAUUUUUCUGUAAAUAUUUGUAUGCAAAAUAAAUAUCCUGAUGUUUAACUA